UCUGUCAUCAUUUUUCGUUUUAAAAUUAAUCACUACUCCGGUGAAGUCUACAGCCACAAAGCAUUUGUAGCCAACCUCCUGUGAGAUAGGAGUCUGUUGGCACAUUUCCGUGAGCGGCGAGAUCAAAGAGCGGAUGAGAGUCGACAGUAAGCGACAUUUUAAUCUACUGAACCUGUAUUAUGCACGAGAGCUGGACGUCAAGCACUCCUGUUUCUUCUCAUGUAAGUCAUGUUAAAAUUCAAAAUUCAGUUAUGAUAUUUUGAAAAAAAAAUUAGGCAGCUUUAUCUUGGCCCGCCAAAAGUGAUGUUAGUUUCGGGAAAUAUACGCGGGCGAGAUUUUCAUUCGAUUCACUAGGGUGACGUCGGCUCAUAACUUGACUGAGAGAGGACUCACUCCUGCCUUAACGUUGUGACAUAUUAUGUAGUCUAUUAAGAAGCCAUAUAAAAACUUAUCCUUGUCAAGGGAAAUAGUAUUGGGAAGCCGAGUAUUGGCCAAUGGAACACAUCGAUAAAAAUUUGUUGGUAAAACUACCAUCCAUAUAUUUUAAACUGAAUUCGCAGCCAUUAUCGAAGAAUUUUGAAGAUUUUAAAGUUUUAAAUGAGAUUUAUUAAGUGGCGCCUUUUCUUUAAACGACAUUUUAAGAUCUUAAAACUCAGGAAUUUUUAAAGAACCACCUCAAAUCGCUUAUUUAUCUAUAUUCAGUUAUUUAAAUUUAUGAAUCAAUUAAUGCUUUGACUGCAUGACACAAGAUUGGGAGAUACUGUCAGGAGAUUUUAAUUCACACAGCAAAGGCCGCGACUAUCGCGAACUGAAAUUUCAUAUUUUACAGUGAGAAAAUCUAACAAGGUCGAGGUUGCUAUGGUAGCACUGCAGCUUGCAAAACAUUAUGGAUAACCUGAAGGUCUUUUCCUAAUUUGAGACUUGUUCUCUGAACUCGCGGUUUCCUUUUGGUGGGGAAUUUGUUUGGAUCCGGAAAAUAGGGGGGCAUGUCGAAGCUUAGGGCACAUUUUAAAGUUUGUAGCCUUCCUCUUCAAAACAAUAGCGUACAAUGGUCCUUAUCAGCAUGACACAGACAGUGAAUUUUUUCAAAACUGAUACUUUCAAGUUGAAGAGUACUGACCUACGAUACUUUCUGAAGUUACGGCUCAUUUGAACACCUCCGGUAAAAUUUAUGGUCUUAUUUACUUUUAACGAUUGUCGUAGCGAACUAGCAGUCUGUUGUCGAAAGUGGAAAAGAGGAAUUGAUAUUUUUUUUACAUAAAAGCGGAAAAACCAAAGAAAUAGCAAACUUAUAGUCUACAAAGAAAGCGCUUUAGUACAGUAACGAUAAAAAAAUUAAGGUUCCUAAUUCACAGCGACAUAAAUUGUAUUUAUAAAUCGAAAGAAAAACUUCCGAGCGCCCACAGUGCUGCAAAAAAAUUAUCGAAACUUUUGUAAUUCAAAUAAAGUUUGAACGCCUUGGGGGAAUUGAUUUCUUGCCUCAUUUGUGGUAUAGAAAAAGCAAUAUUCUUAGAAUGAUUUUAAAGUCGUCAUAGGAAAUUUGUCAGAAGGAAAUUAAAAGGAAAACAUAUAUUUUUCAAUACUUUUGAGCCCACAACAAAUUAAGGGGACUUCAAGCAGCCGGCAAAAACAGUGGAUAUUUCAUUCUGGUUCACGUGCAGUCAGCUUCAAUAGAAGCUAAAACAUCGACACCAGUGCGGGUAAGAGAUCGUUUUAUGAGGCACGAAAAAAAAAGAAAAACUUCUUCCUUUUUCAUUACGUAGUCAUUUAAACGGGUUUAUCUUUCUCCUAAAUUGCAUGUGCAUUGACUUCAACUGCGCAAAGAGAAAGUCUUUCUUUCUUCCAAAGAGUUUAUACAGCCUUAAUGGACCGUAUCACCGUAUAACUCAUUGAGUGCUUCUCAAACAAUAUUCUUUGUAGCUACAGGUCGAUAAACUCAGUCUGGAUUAAAUUUUUGAAAUGAAGGACUGAUACGGGAGGGUAGUUCAAUAUUGGCUUGCCGUAAUUUUGAUUAGCUGACCUCUGGAGGCAAUUAUCGCAACUAAUACAGCUCCUAAUUUUCCCCAACUCGUUCGAUUUGAAGCAGAAAGCUAAAAAUUCUAUAAUUUACGCUGCUUGAAAAUGAAGUUUUUUUAAUUUUUAAGGAAAAUUCUUGUGCUCUCUCGCCGGUCGCUUCUCUAUUUCUUGCUGUCGCACCGUGAUCCUGAGACCCAGCCACGUCAAAACAGCUGUCCGUGCGGAUUGGGUUCCAUCGAUUGGAACUUCGAUUUCAGUUUGGAAGUUUACCGUGUCGUUACGAUGGCGUGUUAUGUUUUUCUACGCAGUAACGGAGAUUCUGUACUUCAACACAAAGCUCAAAUUCAUCAAAUUUUGAAUCAAGGAAAUGAUCCGCGAAGUAUAUGAAAAUAAUUGAUCAAAAGCCACGCAAAUCAGAGAGGGGGUCGAAAACUCAAAGAUAUAAUUGAAAUAAUGCGACUUUGAUGCGCGCCGAGCUGCGAGUGAUUAGUCUUUCACCAGCAAUUUCUAAGUGGUAUUGUGUUUCUUCGGCUUAAUGCAUGGAGGUCAAUAAUUCCGUGAUCUAGUAUUUACCGCUGAUGCCAUCUGAGAAAUUUGUAAGCAAGGAAAGACUGAAAUAAGCCACAUCCUGUACUGACUCAUAACAAAUCUAGCUCCCUAGAUGGAUGGCAAAGAUAGUUGUUUACUGCAAAGGUACACAUCUAAUGUAUUAAAUGGGAUAAUGUCUUAAUAUCUUAUGGAAAACGAAAAUAAAUUAAGAUUUUCAAAUAAUAGAUGAAUUGCUAGAACUGGUUUAAAGUACGUGAACAUAUCAGAAUGCUAUAUUGAAUAGUCGCCGGCAAAAGAAGGAAAACUCAUUGCCAUUGGCUCAGUAAGAAUCAGCACGAGAGUGAAACCAUCUUUGAUCUGAAUGUUCUUUAAAGCUUUGAAGAGCUGUUUCCAUUGUCCGUGUUUUUCUUAAAAAUUAGGAAAUGGCCCGCGUGAGAUAUUGAAUAAAAGCUGUCCAUCUAUAAUACAUCGUUACAAAGGACCUGCAAGCUGCAAAACAAAAAAAAGUAGAAUUGUUCGAAAUGGCGACCCAAGAACGUUACAUAAUAACAGGAAUUUCAGUGCAGUUCACAGUGUUACAAGAAAAAAAAGGAAAUUCAUAUUUGCCCAGUUUUCCUUCGUGAAUGAAGAGCUUAUUUUUGUUUUUUUGUUUUUUUUUUCUGUCUUUUCCGGUAAGCUACAUCAUGCGCUAUUUUGAAUUUCUCAGUAUAUUUGAUGUUCCGCCGAGGUUGGCCAGUUUCAGCUUUGAGGAUCUGUUUUUAUUUUCGAUGUUUUCCUUAAAAAUCUGACAUGGCUCGAGGACCUAUCACUCUUCUCAUUUGCCAAAAAGUGACAUCGAAACCACAAAAUAAACAGAGGGAAGGGUAACCUAGGAAAUUCUGCGAAAUAACAGCAUUAGAGCUAAGCCUAAAUAAUGUGCUCGAUCGCUUCAUUUUAAAUCUUCACUUCCCACGUAAGCUAAUUUGGGUUGAGCCAAAGGUUGGGCCUUUUCACACCCUUCUUCAUCCCAAUCAGAAGGCGGAAAACAAGAUUAAUAGCGAGGAAAAAUAUAAUCCUAAAUCUAGUAUUAUCUUUGUAUAGGAAUACUAAAGCAGGAUGCGAAGUUAGAGAUCGUUUUUCGUUGAUUGUCUGUGGCCCAAAUGUCAGAUUUGGAACAAGGCGGAAAGCGUAUUAAUUGUGUAAGGAAAGAUAAUCUGUCAACUUACAAUGAGAUCAUCCGCUAUGAAUAAUUUGCAACAGGGGUACGUCUUGCUGCAAGACGCGGCGAAUACCUUCAAGAUCUCGGUGCCUCGAGUAGCAGGUUGAACUUUACGACAAGUCAAAUUAUUUAAAAUUUCAAUGAAGUCAUUGGGGGGAGAGCUGCAAAAAACAGAGGGUAGAAAGAUGGAAAAAAGUAACUUAAAAUUAAGGAAAAAGACUACCUAUGAAUUAACUGUGAGGCAGCUCAAGAUAUUUUGAUUUGAAACUGAAAUGUUUACGUCUGUAAAGCCUGGUGCACUUCCAACCUCAAUAAUGUCAAAAAAUGUUUUUGGAACAUAGCGGGGCGUUCAAGUCUCGCUAAUUUCGUAUGCUGCUUUGUUUAGACCACUUUUUUUCAGCUGGAUAUUAUUUAUCCCAGUCUGACUCUGCUACAGAUCUCUUGCUCUCUUAAGAAGUCUGGCCUAAUGACAGCCUUGAAAAUAUGAAUGCUUUUCUAGCUCUUAAAGGACAAGGCAUUCUGAAUUAUAACAUCGAAAUGCGUGUAUCAAAAUAAGUUGUUAUUUAUGAGAUGCAAAUAAGUAUUGGAGGCGAUUUUCUGAAAUCUGGCAUCUGUUUGUGUUUCUUUGUUGUUUUUUUUUCUUUCAUUUUCCCAAAGUCUGUACGAUAAUUAAAAUUUCAUCUCCAGUAUUGUAAGACUUUGACACAACAGCGACAUAGGGUGCACUUGCACCUCUUUCAUUCGUGGCUCACACUUUAUUAUGAAACAAGUAACAGUAGGGAUGACACUUGUCAUGAUAUUUCCAUUACCUAAAACAGGUCAAUAUUUCCACCCUUCUGAAUAUUCAAUAUUCGCAACAGUUUUUUUUAUGCCAGCUGCAGGAAGCAAAGGGGAAGCUUUUUCUAACGCGUACCAAGGGGCAAGUUCUCCCAGGUAUUUUUUCAGGGUAUGCAUUUAGAUACAUGCAUACUUUGAAACUACGAAACUAAUUUGGGCCAGUCACCACAACUUCUCUCGCAAUUCCUGUUGUUUCAGACCGUAUCCAGUAGAGAUUUAUUUUUCAACAGAAUUUGCAAGUUAUGACAGACUAAAAAACGACAAAUCAAACGACCCUAUAAUUCACAAGUUCAGCUUACCAUUAUCUUCAUUAGUCGAUUGUCUUUUACCUCUAUAAAUAGUUUAAAGAUUCUUUUAUGAUAGUCUGCAAAACAAGCCCCUGGGGAUGAAAAGGCUAGUUUCCGCAUCAUUUCAACCUUUCAGUUUCAAAAUCUCUCCUUGAGGUCAGACCUUCAAAAACAGAUUAUUUACCUACGGAUAUCAAGCUCAGCGGGACAUCUAACAAGUCAGCCUAUCUUUCGUGUUACAGAUAAAAUUAGUGACUGCACGAAGUCCAUUAACCGAAGCAGCUAACGAGAAAAUCCGUCCGUAGACUAACAUUAGGUUUUGCGCUUUCGAUAGGAGAAACGUGCAUUGAAAGGUAAGUGAGCGUAUCAACUCAAAUUGUUUAUGAAACAUGUCUACAUCUGUGCCGCUGUAGCGAAAUUAGUAGAAUGUUUUACUUCACGGAGUGUUAAAGUAUCCAGUGUAAUAAGGAAGAGUAAUCUUUGGCAUUUUGAAGAGCCUAAAAAGCAUUUUUUACAGGCAGAGGCUUAUUAGUUGCUAUCCAGCCACGUCUUCUACUCAGUAUUGAAAGAAUUCUAAACCAACUCAUGUAUUUUAUGAAUAGUAACACAACGAUUUCAAGGUGGAAAUUUAUCCCCAGCACUGACUCGCUAAACAAAAAUAACAGGAAUUUAAGGCCAUCUUCUUUCGUAACUUGAAUAAAUUCUUGAUAACUUGAAUUCCUUCUUUAUCUCAGUCUUACGCCUGAUUAAUAGCUUUGUUAAAGAGAUAACAUAAUCACUUGUUCUGCAAACUGGCUCAGAAGUCUGUUCCGUGAUCGCGUGCCGUUUUCUCAAUGAUGAUGUUUCUAUAGAAAACAUAUACUUUACAAGUAUCAACAAAAGGCUAAUAGCGUUAAUGCUCGAGAUUUUGAGGUAAACCAGGCAUGGCUUGCAAAUUAGUCAGGUUUUCCAGACUCUUUACGGCUUUAAUGUUUGCUCUAAUUGAAAGUAAAUUACAGCCUUGAGGGCAUGAUCUUAUUUACUUGAGCCGUAAUUCUGGCUGUAAUCUAUACCAAUGCUCUAAAAAUUUUUUUCACCUACACUGUCACACUAUUGUUUUGAUGAUCACGAAGCGAGUGUACUGAAACGACGCUGUCAGAAGAAAAGUAAUUUCACAGAAAGCUGCUAAUUGUAGACUGCUAGUAUGAUUUCAAGUGCUUAAUUAAUGUAUGGAGACUAGUUCUGUGCACUUACUUCAUUUAGAUGUCUCAAUUAUUUUGAAUUAAGCGAUUUCUUAUCAUCAACUGAUUACAUAUAAGUUGUUACAAACUGACUGUUUGUCUGUUUAUCAUUCGGUUUCGAACCCUAUCCACAUUUACGGUAUCGAAAGCACAUUUUUGAUGCAUUUUUCCAUAUCAUCUAUCCCGAAAACGUUGAUGGAAAAGGAGUUUUUCGAAAGCGGUUCUACAAAGAACUCGGGCCGUUACUGGUGUAAACAAGCAGGACGGAGGCUUCUGCCAGAUUCCAUUAACGUUUUGGGUUGUUCUUGUAUGGACAACAGACGAGAACGUAUCAAAAGAUAAGUGUUUUUAAAUAAUAGCACAGCGAGUAUGGACAGUGAAGGCGAAUAUUUAAAAGGGAUACGCGAGAGUGCGUUGGAAUAUUUUGGUUUGCUUUGUUCGAGACAAGAAAGACUCCUACAGGUAAAAAGCGCAGUAGUGCGGUAGGGGCCUCAUAAGUGUGUAUCACAGACAGCUGUCAUUUCAUGAUUCAAUGGCGAGAAAUAAUGCAGAGCCUUAGAGCGGAAACCGUUUCUACAACAAUGAUUUGCGUGUUUUCAUUAUAAGUUGAUUUGAUGCACGGGUUAUCAUGAAGUUGUAUUUCUAAUCUGGUUGCAAUAUGUAACCUAAACUAACCAAUUGAUUUUCCUCGUCUUGGCGCUUAUCGUUUCAUAUUUAUGGGAGAAAAGACCAUUGAAAAUAAUCGGGUCUUUGAAGUAAAAUAAACGACUUUGCUCGGUUUUAUCAGUGCGGUUAAUCUUAUACAAAGUCGAGCUGCUCUCGGAGUUACGUAAUGAGAUGACUUCUUUUAUCAGUUUUGUUUAUCAAAGUUAUUGGUCGAAAACAGGUUGACUUCUAUAGCAACGAGACCAAGGUUUCAGGCAUAAAAGUUUAAUUUUCAUCGACCUUAAAUGCAAUAGAUUUAACCAGCCAUGAUUCAGUUUAGGAGGCUUAUAAGGAUAUGACCUCUCUCCUAGAGUAAGAUAGUGUAGUUACCUCCCGAAAUUAAAUUCGUCACAGUCGUUCACGAAACAUCAGUUAAAUUAAAUACAUAUUAAAUCCAUUUACAAAUUCUUAGAUAAAGCCAUGAGUUGUAAUAGUUUUAACUAAUGGAAAUCUCAUGUUGUGAUUGGCCGACGUGAUAUGUUCGUCUAUCAGCUCAAACAUAGUUUAGUAGAAAAAUUCAACUAAGGUUUCGUUUGAUGAACCUGAAAACUUCUAUGUAGGUGGUAUCAAGGAUCCCCUCGUCCGGUAGCGAAUUUGCUACCGCUGGGUCGAUGCUGGAAGAGUUUCCUCCCAUUGAAAAUAUCGUUUUCCUGAAAAUAAUACCAAAUUGGUAUUUUUUCCCCGCAAUUGUCUUAUGAGCUUUUUCAAGGAGUAACUUUUGAUCGGUCGCUGUCUAAUCAAACAAUUUACAAUUCAUUUUCAUGCUUUCAGUAUUUGCCGAGGAGCGAAAUUACCGGAUUGCCUCCCCAGUGAAGACAAACUGCACAAAGAAAUCAAGAGAGUCUUUGACAUGGAACGUUCUGUCUCUAACACUUCCAACGUCACCACCGACUUGGGAACCGAGCCUCUGGAGCCUGUUCUAUUAAGGACUGUGGCAUCUUUCGUGAGCGCCUCACUAAUCUGCCUUCUGAUUAUAGGCGCCUUCAUAGCAAAUACUUUUGUCUGUUUAGCUGUUUAUAAACAGCGCUCUGCUAGGCGGAUAACGCGGUAUUUCAUUAUUAAUCUAUGCCUGGCAGAUAUCUUCAUUACAGUUAUAAGUAUGCCUAUUUGGCUGAUUUUUCUGCUGUACGGCAGCAAGUCAGCGAUUCUUUAUCUCGGCGAGACAUUUGUCACAAUUUGGAGACACGUGGACAUCAUGUGUGGAACAGCCUCCAUUCUGAGUUUGACGUCAAUCAGCGUGGACCGUUAUAUAGCAGUUUCCAGGCCCUACUCGUACGUAGAGACGAUAACUACACGAAGGGCGAUGCACAUUAUUGGAGGAAUUUGGGUCUACUCCAUGACUGUUGCCUUGUUGGUAAAACCACUCAGAGAAUUUAAAGGUGGUAAGUGCAAGCGCUCUAUUUGUUUUUUUCUUUCUCUUUUCGUCGUCAUCUUCUUCUCCUUUAAAACCUGUAACUCUCCUUACUGUCAACCACACUGUGAUUCUCACAAUGUUAGUUCAGAGAAUUUAGUAUUGGAUCAACUAAUUAUCCCCAAAUUGAUAUUUGGUUGAUAUCUAGUUGAUACUGUAUUGAUAUUGUAAGGAGAAAUUCUAUCUUUGUCACUCAGGGGAGUUAAAAGGUCAAAGGCGCGAAUGAACACAAAUGCCGAUUGAAAGAAUAAGAGCCUUAAACUCUGUGCACGGGUUUACAAAGGUUAAAGGCUGUUUUUCGUAUGUCGGGAAAUUCCCACAUGCAUGGUCGAUAGGGAUUUCACUGCUCUCCAACCUCUCAGAUUUUUCCAAUAAAUUAAAACUCCAAAUUAUAGACAUCCCCGAUUGUCUGGGAUUGUCGGCGACAGAUCGGGAAAGUCAGGAGCGUUUCCAAUUUCCCAAAGCGUCCCAGAUUUCUCGGAUGAUCUGCCAUCAGAUAUAUGAAAACACCUAAUUUUCAGUACCUUCGGGGAUGUCGGUGAUAACUAACUCGCUAUGCUCGCGAACUAUCUCCUAAUUGCUUGGCUCCAGUGUCGUCUGCAAUUCAAGGAGAGAAACGUCUGACGAUUUACCAAAACCUCGGCGAAAUCUGAGACGAUCGGUAAACGGUGAAUAGCUGAUCGUCUAAGAUUCUCCCGAUGUACGAAAACCAGCCUUUAGACGAUUUAAAUACUGGACGAUUAGUUAGCAGAUAUGCUGGACUCCCAUACGCCUGAGCGACUAAACUACCAGACGACUAAAUGAAUGGAGGACUAGACGAUAGGAUAAUUGGUUAACGAUGAUGCGUAUCUUUCCUAUCCAGGUUACGCCAUAUUUGUCAUGUUUGCAAGUUUCCUUCUUCCCUUACUAAUAAUCAUUGCAGCUUAUGGAAGUAUGUUUCGCGUUGCUAUGCGACACACACGUGGCCUGACCCGCAGAGAGGAAGAGGCAAAUAAUCAUCACCACUGGCAUAAAGAGAUAAAGAGACACCUCAAAGCUGCUAAGACUGUUGCCUUUGUGAUUGGAAGUUUUCUGUGCUGCUGGACGCCAUUCAUCAUUGUGAGCGUUUGUUUUGCGUUUUAUACGUUGAACCCUACCGGAGCGAGUGUCACAAAGUGGCUGGCGUAUCUAAACGCUGUUUUAAAUCCUGUGGUUUAUACCUGCGUCGAUAAACAGUUGAGGAGACUUGUGUUGAAGCGACUUUCUUUUUGUUUUCGUGGAAGGUUUUGGAUGUUUUUCAAAGAAGAUCGCUUUUCGCGCUGUGGGACAGAAAACUCUACGCAUAUGAGUUCUGUGUAAAUAAAAUUUUUACUAGUAUCAUAAAAAAUAGAAGAGGAAGCGGAAAAUGAUGACGAUGAUGAAGAGUAACAACAACAACAACAACAAGAAAAACUAACAACAGUGGGAUACUUGUCAACAUCUUUAGCAAAUAAAGAGCGACAAUUAUUGAGCAGCAGCAGAAAAAAAAGCCAUCAACAACUAACUGUUAUCCUGACAACAUUUUAAACAGCAACAAUACAGAGGCAAAUUAGUGGAGUAACGCGUAAAGAACACCUUAAUAAUAGCAAUAACCACAAGGAACUGUGCGGGAUACAUAAAUGAAGCAGAUAUCAGAUCGUGAAUUAAAUUAACAUCAGAACAAACGGCAAGAGAAGCUAAUCACCGCUAAAAAUAAAAAGAACAACAACAACAACAACUAGAAAACACUAAAAGUAGAAACAGUGACAAAAAAUAGCCUUUCCUUUAGAGAGUCUGUUUGGAGUGGUCUGUACGAUUAUCGACAUUGAUAUUCGUCAUUACAGAGGUCAAACUAUUGUGAAUUCACAAAUUGGUCAGUCAGAUUGCGAUGUUACUUCCAACUGUGGUAAAAUAUUUAAUUUUCUUAAUAUAAAGAGGAAUAGCAGAAGAAUUGUGAAAAUUUGAGUGAAGCACUUCUUUUUAGUCUGUCUUCUCCUCGUUUCGUGAAGAACAGCGUUUGUCAUAUCGCAGUAGUCUUCAUGAACAGGUGCGUUAUACACCAUUUACACUGCACCAUAUUGACUGUUGAGUUCUGUUGACUUGCGAGGAAAGGUUUCAAGAAAGAGCUCAGUUUUUAAGGGGAUCAGCACUAGCUAUUCCAGUAAAAUACUUCAGGACUAAGGAGUGAUUCUUCUCGUUUUAGCUUCAGCCGCCCUGUUUCGUGUUUCAGACAAUACAGAGUUAAGCAAAGAAGUCAGUCACUCCUUUAAUAUGCUGAAAUAUGUCUUCAGAAUGGCAUCAAAUUAAUCCAAAUUUUUGCAUCUUGUUCACCUUUGUAUUACUUGAUUGGAUACAUCGUAUAUUUGCAUGUCAGUUCUUUAUUUAUUGCUCGAGAAUCCAGAUUGGUAUUGGUAGAAGUCCUUAGAAGGGUCUGCAGAAAGUGUUAUUACUUUAUUUAUCUAUAGGUAUUUAGUAAAUAACCCCUUCAGGCGCCUUGUAUGUCGGUUAAUAAUGUUCGCGGCUGAGAUAUUAUCCAAAAAAAGGAAUAUUUGGACGAGAAGCGAAGCUUCGAGGGCAAACGUGAAAUUUUGAGGACAAUCUCUCAACCAAGGACAUUAUCAGCUGACAUACCAACAACCCAGAAGGGGUUUAUUCAUUUUAUAAUCCAUCCACUCCCUAUCACGUGUCGACCGCAAGUUUUGUUUAAUUUAUUAUAGCGGAGCUCUAAUCAGACCCGGAGUCGGACGACCCGGGUUCUGGUCCUGGCCGGGGCAAGGCGUUGUACCCUUGAGACGUGCGGGAAAAAAAAAUGCGAGCUCCGCUUUUAGGCUUGGCUAAAUCUAUAAAUUACUUUUCGAAGUAGCUUUGGAGAUUACCUUUUUAAUGUCACUGCCACUGGUUUUUAGAAACGAGUUUGUUUGUCUUCCAUGUUAAGUAAUAAAGAAAAAAAAGUGAAACUCUUGGGCCUGCCUUUUUCUCGAUCGCGACUUUUUUCGUUUUCGACAGAAUAAUCCGAGGACAAAUAUUGACGCAAACGAAGGUUAUUGCAUGGCAAUUGUCCUGUGAUUCUCUACCACGUGAUGUAAAGUAGCCAAUAGAAUCGCGCGAAAAUUGAUGGGUGGGUUAUUUUGCCUUCAUCUGUCAUUGAUCUGUUUUCUUUCUAUUGUAAAAUCAAUAAAGGGGGCUUGUUAAAAUUAAAGGGUAUUUUCUCUGUGAAAAUAAAAUUUUUAUCAUUAAAAGAG
Messenger RNA from Pocillopora meandrina, 11462 nucleotides. Lineage: Eukaryota; Metazoa; Cnidaria; Anthozoa; Scleractinia; Pocilloporidae. The record is from the annotation of a GenBank genome assembly.